ACUCCCUUUUUUAAAAUGGCUACCACCAAUAAAGGUUCUCUCAAGCCUUGCUCUAGGACUGAUCCUCGUUAUGGACGAAUAAAGAAAGUCUUUAUGGCGUAUAUACACAACCCUGACCCUUACGAGCAGUAUAUACCACCUUAUACGAGAGAUCAAUUAAGAAAUCCGGCCAUUUAUCGUCAGGCUUUACGAGAGAAAGCAGAACACUCCACCCACCAGCUUCAUAAGAUCGACUCACACAAAGCUACUGUUAGGCGAUUAAUUGAGUCCUUAGUUUCAGGUGGAGUGGCAGUAUCUCACGAUCAAAUUCACGAAGGAGAACACGUCACGAAUCUCUUAAAAUAUUAUGAAGAGCAGAUCAUUGACUCCGAUGCCGUCCUGUUAAUAAUUACAAAGUCUCUCAAUUAUUAUAUGAGCAACGAAGCUCCCAUUGGCGAGAACGAGAUCCUACUUACGCGUCACUUUUUACACAACCUCAUGACAAUUAAGAAACCCUCUGGCACUAGUUUUAUUCCAGUUUUUAUUAAUCAACCAGUCAACCGAGGCUCUAUACCAGCUACGCUCGCUAGUUCUACUUGUUAUUCUUUACGGGAGCCGUUUGAUGUUUGUUCUGGCGAUUUAUCUGAUCUUUAUGCCUAUUUGACUAAUCAGAAUACUGGUACAUUUGACGGGCCAGCUGAAGUGAUUGCAAUACCUGGAAGAAGGAAAGCUUAUUCAUUCGUACCGAAGCAAAAGACUCAAGCACUAUCAUCUGAGGACUCUAAAUUAUACUCCGAGCUCUGCCAGAGGAACACUCCCCUACCUGAGGAGGUCAUAUUCCAAAUGAUAUCAGACAUUGCUCCCAAAUGGAAGAAGCUUGCUGAAGAGCUCUCACUGUCUAAGAGAGACAUACUCCAGUGUGGGAGCAUUGCUAGUUGUAGUGGAGAGAGGGAAGCUUGCUAUCAAAUGCUGUUAAUAUGGAGGAACAGACAAGAUCCACCUGGAACAAUAGCUGUCUUUGCAAAGGCACUUUGUGCCAUUGAAUGCUCACAUUUGCUUUAUGCUUUGGCUUUUUAUUGUAAAUAAACAAAAUAAUAAUCAUAUCUCAUUCUUACUGUCCAGUAUUUUUGUAUUAUUUUUAUUCAUAAUUCAGUUAAUAAAUU
Molecule: messenger RNA, 1142 nt
Organism: Amphimedon queenslandica
Lineage: Eukaryota; Metazoa; Porifera; Demospongiae; Haplosclerida; Niphatidae
Exons: 2
Coding region: 16-1065 (349 amino acids)
Biological process (GO): signal transduction
Molecular function (GO): protein binding
Source: RefSeq, a predicted model, not a curated record